AUGUCUAAUACAUCUUAUCCAUCAUACUGGACAUAUAACGCAUCGGCAAUAAAUCGGUAUUUUCCAAUACCACUUCUUAUAUUUGGUACAUUUGGAAAUAUACUUAAUAUUCUUAUUUUUACUCGUAAAACUUUAAGAAAAAACUCUUGUGUGCAAUAUUUAUUAUCAACAUCAAUUGUAAGUGUAUUAACACUUUAUAUUGGUCUAAUGAGUCGUUUACUAAAUGGAUAUAAUCUUGAUUAUACAUCAUAUUCAUCAACAUUAUGCAAAAUACGAUAUUUUAUGUCGUAUCUUUGUCUUUAUUGUACAUCAUGGUUUAUUACUCUGGGAUGUUUCGAUCGUUUUUGUAGUUCAUCAGUAUCUGUUUUUCUUCGAAAUUUUUGUAAGCAAAAAAUAGUUUAUCGAGCUAUUUCAACUGUAAUUAUUCUUGGAUGUUUCAUCUUUGCUGAAACAAUUUAUUGUUUUAAUAAUGGAAAUCUCAAUUCAGUUGCAUCAUGUUAUACAAUUUCAGUUCAAUGUCAAAUUAUUGAUGGUCUUUUAUUAAUGAUCUUUUAUACAACAAUUCCAAUCGUAUUAAUGAUUACGUUUGGUUUUUUAACAUUGAAAAAUAUAAGACAAAGUCGACGACAAGUAAGAUCAGUGAAAACUGAACCAAGAUUAGAUACAUCGAUGACACAAAAUAUAUCAACAAGGAUCGUUCCAAACGCAAUCAAAGACAAUUUUUCGUCAGGAGUUAAUACAAAGAUACGGAAACAAGAUCUACAAAUUAUAACGAUGUUAUUUGUCCAAGUUGGUACUAUUAUAAUAUUUUGUUCACCAAUGGGCUUUUACAAAUUCUAUGCUUCAUUAACUGCACGUACAGAAAAAUCAUUGCAACAUAAAGAAAUUGAGAAUUUUGUGGCACAAUUUGUUAUUCUAAUAACUUAUAUCAACAAUUCAAUGAUGUUUUUUAUUUAUACACUUACAGGACGUAUAUUUCGUCAAGAAUUGUUUAAACUAAUAUUUAAAUAA
Adineta ricciae is the source of this 1011-nucleotide messenger RNA. Lineage: Eukaryota; Metazoa; Rotifera; Eurotatoria; Adinetida; Adinetidae. The record is from the annotation of a GenBank genome assembly.